CGUCGACACCAAUUGAUUGCAAUAUAUUUUUUUUAUCACAUGUUUUGCCGAAUCAAUGAUUGAAUGAAUUGUUUUAUGUUUUGAUUACAAACUUUUUUUUAUGUCAUUUGUUUUAAUCGCUGAAGAAGAAGAAGACAUUGAUAUUGUGAACGACCGAUGAUGUCGUCGUCCACCGCUUUGAGACCAAUGUUGACGACAAAAGGACAUCAAUUGCUCUAUCGAUGGCUAUCAGCACAUCGCAGUCCACUUAACAGUUGCCGCCGAUGUCUGACCACUACCGGUGUAUCGUCGAGACAACGGCGUCGACAGUCGUCUUCUGCCGAUAAGAAAAAUACAUCAAAUGUUGUCGUCGAUAGUAAUGUUGAUUAUUUGGGUGUCUUGGAGACCAACAGCCGAGUUUCGGCCGGUUUGUAUGACUCGAACUUCAGUGCCGAUACUCUAUACGAAACGUACGGCGAUUUGACCACUGGUCGUAACAGUCGACAAAGUGAUCAAAAGUAUAUGUUGACCACUUUCGGCAGAGUGAGACUCGACCAACAAAAUAUGCCCAAAUUUCACGGUCACUACGACCCGACCAACACUCGCGCCGGGUUUAAUAUGGCUGAGUUUGAGGACAAACUGAAACAAUUGAAGACAACCGAUGAAACUAAUAGUCAAAAUCUAUCGGACAAAUCUGAGGAUAAUAUCAUUGAAGACCAAUAUUUUGAUUCGGUUUUAGUAAGAGACAGCAAUAACACCGCAGAGGUCACCGAAAAAGAUACCACGAAAUCUGAUUUAUCAUACAUUGAUAAACAAUACUUUGUGGACAAUACUAAUAUCGAGCCGUUGUUUAAAAAGACGAUUGACUUCAAGUAUACUCAAGAUUUUAAUCAGUAUUUGAAGGAAAACAAAGAAGAGAUAAAAGAGGAAAUUGAUUUCAUUCGUCAAAAUCGACGCCAAAAUUUUGCCACUGACGACAGCGACGAUGAUAUGGAUCAGUUUAAUCGACAAAACAAGAUAACAGCCGAACCUUUCGACAAGAGUUUAUUGACUGAAUCUCCGCUAAAAUCUGAAUUAUUUACCCAACACUUUGAUUAUAAGUCAGAACUGGUUUCCAACGAAGAGAAGAUAGCAGAAGAACUAGAAAAUGCUAAGAUUGAAGAACAAAAAGACAUUAAAUUGGAUGAAGUAGUGAAACCAAGUCUUCAAUAUCUACCAAAAACUAGAACCGCUGCUCAAUAUUUGUCUGAUCUUCAAUCGGGUAAACAAAUGCCUGAAUAUUCCAAAGGGUUUAGUAAUGAUGUAAACAAAAAUUUUCGCCAAGAAAUGAAUUUAGGAAUUGAAAAGUUAGAUUCAAAAGGAUAUCGUGUAUUAAGUGGACAGGUAUUUGACUAUUCAAAGUUAACCAAAGAAGACAUUGUAAAACUGUUGCUUCGGUCAGUUCUCUUCAAUGAUGAAGAUAUUGUGGCCAUCAAUAAACCCUACGGAAUGUCAAUUCAUGAGUGUGAAGGCAAGUAUACACCCGUUUUGACAGAAUAUUUGCCUGAAUUAUAUGAAACUCUUGGCUGCGAUAUGUUAUAUACCGUUCAUCGGUUGGAUAAAGACACUACCGGUGCUCUCUUAUUGGCCAAAACACAGACAAUGGCUAAUUUGUUAAAUAAAUUGUUUGCCGAACACAAGAUUAUCAAACGAUACUAUUGUAUAACACGUGGAGUUCCCGAUCAACUCGAGGGUAUCAUCGAUAUACCCAUUGAAAUGGGUAAGUGUGACGGUAAAGAGAGAAUGGUUUUGAGGCCACAGGCUCUCGAGGAGUAUCGAAAUACUGUUAAGUCAUUUAAAUAUGCCAAACGUGCUGUCACUCAAUAUAAAGUGAUGGCACACAAUAAUAAUGCGGCUCUUUUAGAGGUAUGGCCACAAACUGGAGUCAAACAUCAAAUUCGGGUUCAUUUAGGCUUUGGUCUGCGGUGUCCAAUAUUAGGUGACCACAAAUAUUCUCAUUUGGAUAAAAUAGUGCCUCAAAAGUUGACGUCCGAUAUGUUGGUGGCGUUGAAAGUGCGACAGUCCAAAGUACGACACAUACCCAUGCAUUUACACGCACGACAGUACUGUUUGUCUGGUAUCGGCAGAAAUGGCAAAAAUAUCUUUAUUAACGCUCCGUUUCCGCAUCACUUCUACAAAAAUAUGUCGCGACUUAAACUCAGAGAAUAAUUUAGACUCUCAUUGAUGUUAACAAAAAAAUGGUUGUCAACUGUUGAAAGUGAUAUCAAAUAUACAGUAGUGAUGACCACAGGUUAUUGGCUACCGGUUCCGACUAGAAUUGGCCGAUUAUGUUGGUAUAGUUAUUGCC
This is a messenger RNA of Oppia nitens, 2326 nucleotides long. RefSeq lists its product as uncharacterized. The record is from RefSeq and is a predicted model, not a curated record. Gene Ontology annotation, molecular function: RNA binding; pseudouridine synthase activity. NCBI's taxonomy places the organism in Eukaryota, Metazoa, Arthropoda, Arachnida, Sarcoptiformes, Oppiidae. Bases 157 to 2187 code for a protein of 676 amino acids. Gene Ontology annotation, biological process: pseudouridine synthesis. The transcript is spliced from 4 exons.